Messenger RNA from Prorocentrum cordatum, 759 nucleotides. The record is from the annotation of a GenBank genome assembly. Lineage: Eukaryota; Dinophyceae; Prorocentrales; Prorocentraceae.
AUGCCCGACCUGGCCCUGGGUCCGACUGCAUGCCCACCCGACGUGCCCGCUGCGCGCGCUGCCCGCCGCGCCCAGUACACCUUCCGCCACAUGAUGGGCGGCUACGCGCUCGCGAGCAGGCUCGUGGUCGGCGUGAUCGAGGCCACCGGCAUCAUCACGGCCGUGCUCGGCAUCCUGGGAUGCUGGUGCGCCGCUUACCUGCGCUGCGCGGGCCUGCUGCUCGUCUACGUCGUGGACGUGCCGCUGAUGGCGAACUGCGAGGGCUGGGUGAACAGCAUCGACGAGAUGCAGAAGGAGCAUGGUUGGAACGCCUUGAUGUACGAUCUCGCCAUCGGCGGCUACUGCAACUCCGAGAGGACCCUGUUCUUCAUGCUCACGGCCAUCACCUUCGCGCUCUGCUUGUACGUGGCCGCGUGCAGCAGAAGAUACGCCGAGGUGAUGGACCAGGCCCCGCGGCACCUGCUGCGCGUGCCAAAGGACCUGCCGAGCGGGGCCUACUACGCCUCCAGCCACGGCGAGCGGGUCCGCCUGAAUGGCGACGCCGCCGCCCCGCCGCGGCUCCUUGGCGCCCAACACGCCCUUCCAGGGGGCUCCCCAGAGGUUCGGGGCAACUGCGACUGCCGUCUGAGUCUGGUCAAGCGCGGCCGCGGUGUGAAUUCGGCGCACAGUUCUGCGCAUUGUCUGUCCCUACUCACCCCUGCCAUCUGUCUCUGUCUGGCAGCUUGCAAUACAGCAUUGGCGUACUGUUGUUUUCGCUAG